This is a messenger RNA of Trichomycterus rosablanca, 1489 nucleotides long. RefSeq names its product mitochondrial E3 ubiquitin protein ligase 1a (gene mul2). NCBI's taxonomy places the organism in Eukaryota, Metazoa, Chordata, Actinopteri, Siluriformes, Trichomycteridae. Gene Ontology annotation, molecular function: ubiquitin-protein transferase activity. Bases 118 to 1140 code for a protein of 340 amino acids. The record is from RefSeq and is a predicted model, not a curated record. Gene Ontology annotation, biological process: organelle organization; protein ubiquitination. The transcript is spliced from 5 exons.
GUUCGAAUCGGAUGAAACGAGUAAACAUUGAACCUGAUGAACUUCCGAGUCGCUGGAAGAAAUUUUGCUCACACACUGUGAGGACUUACUUAGUUGGAGAAGAAAAGAAGAAAAAAGAUGGUGGAGGACUUCUCCAUUGGGACGUUUGAAGCGGUGUGUUUAGGUUCCAGCGUCGCUCUCUCAGGCGUGUUCUAUUAUUUCUACAGGAAGAAAACCAAAACACUGAAAAGACUAAAUGAGGCUCCACAUAUAGGUUUAAAUGAUAACCUGGUCGAUACGUUGGACACAGCACCAGGGAAGUGUUUGCAGUAUGCGAUUAUUAGUGGCACAGUUCAGCCUGUAGGGGAGCCCCUGAGGAGUCAGUUUAGGGAAGGAAGUGUUGGGGUCAUUCAGAAACUUGUUCUUCGAGAGCACAAAGUGGUGUGGAAUGGUUUGGCACGCACCUGGACAGAUCGUGAGCAACUACUCCAUGAACGUCUGAACCUGGUGCCUUUCAACCUCGUGGGUGAAGAUGGGACGUGCCUGCAGGUUCUCCGUCCGUUGGAAGCAGACGGUCCCGCGAUGGAGAUGGUGCACGAGAAGUUCCACCAGGCAAGCUAUGGCCUCAGUGACUUGCUCAGCCAGUAUUUAAGCGGCGAGAAGAGCAAGGGCCAGCUGGAGACAGAGGAGAUGCUCAAAGUGGGCGUGUCCAUCACUGCUGCAGGCGAGCUCAUCCUCGAUUCGGACCGAUUGAUCAAACUUCGGCCGCCGACUGACGGCUCCACGUAUUUCCUGAGCACCUCAGACUUCGAGUCGCUGCAGCAUGAUCAGGAGGGCCAGGCAGACGGCUGGUGGAUGCUGACAGCCGCGUGUGCUUUGGUGGGCGCUGGUGUGGUGCUCUGGAUGGGGCUUUGCUUUUACCAGCGGAGACGGAGGAGACAGGAGAGGGAGAGAAUGAAAAGGGCGUUUGAACAGACCGGGGAGGGAGAGGAGGGCGGAGUGAACCCGUGCGUGAUCUGUUUAAGUCAUCCGAGAGAGUGUGUGUUGCUGGAUUGUGGACACGUGUGUUGCUGCUACAGCUGCUAUGAGGUACUUCCUCAACCUAAAUGUCCCAUGUGCAGACAGAGUAUAAGAAGAGUCGUUCCUCUCUAUCAGGUCUGAUACCGAUAGGCUGAGAUCUGCUAUCAGACACAUGGUUGGCCAUUAGCACUGGUGGGGAUUUUGAUGUAGAAAAUGUGGAAAUCACCUUUUUGAAAUUAGUUUCUGUGCAAAAUUAGUGUAAUCCAGCUAGAUCAAUACAAGAGCUGAUAACCAAAAGAGCCACUUCAUUAGUUACAUAUAUAUAAUUUUAACCCAUAAUAGGCUUAGUAUCUAGCCAACAAGACGAUGUGAAUGAACGUAAAUGUAGUUGCAAUCUUUCAGCCAGUUUCAAGCUUGCCUACAUAUUCAUCCAUAGGCCAUUGCUACUGGCCCAUACCAAUAAAUAAUCAGAUACUGCUUCCUCUCUGUA